AUGGCGCCCCUUUCGCUCCGUGCCCUCCUUGGGUUCGUGGGAGCCGCGGCCGCGGUGACCGUGUCCGUAGCCAACUCCGGCGGUAGUCCCACAUCGCCGUACAUGUACGGUAUCAUGUUCGAAGAUAUCAACCAGAGCGGCGAUGGUGGUUUAUACGCCGAGCUCAUCUCCAACCGAGCCUUUCAGAACCAAUCGCUCAAGUCUUGGAGCGCCGUAGGCGACAGCACCGUCACGCUCGACACCACCACGCCGCUCUCGUGGGCUCUUCCCCGCUCGGCCAAGGUCAAGAGCGGGAAGGGCAAGACCGCCGGGCUGAAGAACUCGGGCUACUGGGGCAUAGACGUGAAGAAGGCCGACACGUACACCGGUAGCUUCUACUCGUAUGGCGCAUACAAGGGCAACUUCAAAGCCUCGCUGGUGUCCGAUAUCACCAACCAGACCCUGGCCUCCACCAAGAUCAAGUCUAAGUCGGUCGCCGAUUCCUGGACUCAGCACACGUUCGAGCUGCACCCGGCCAAGAACGCAGCCAACAGCAACAACAGCUUUGUCUUGGAGUUCACUCCCUGCAAGGAGACGGAGCUCAAGUUCAACCUGAUCAGCCUGUUCCCCCCGACAUACAAGAACAGGCCCAAUGGCAUGCGACGCGAUCUCAUGGAGAAGCUCGCCGAGCUGAAGCCCAGCUUCCUCCGGAUUCCAGGCGGCAACAACCUUGAGGGCAACUUUGCUGGCAAUCAUUGGUCUUGGGACUCUACAAUCGGCCCAUUGGAGCAGCGUCCCGGCCGCAUGGGCGUAUGGGAGUACGAUAACACGGACGGCCUCGGCUUGGUGGAGUACAUGCACUGGGCCGAAGAUCUUGACGUCGAGGUGGUGCUAGCGGUUCCCGCCGGACUGUACCUAAACGGCGACGUUGUUCCCGAGUCGGAGCUGGGCCCAUUUGUGGAGGACGCGCUCAACGAACUUGAGUUUCUCAAGGGCGAUAUCUCCACUCCUUACGGCGCCUUGCGCGCCAAGCUAGGCCACCCCAAGCCGUGGGACAUUAAGUUUGUCGAGGUCGGCAAUGAAGACAACCUGUGGGGCGGCAUCGACUCAUACAAGAGCUACCGGCUUAAAAUCUUCUACGACGCCAUCAAAGCCAAGUACCCAGACAUCUUCAUCUUCUCGUCCACCGACGAGUUUACCUACAAGGAGUCAGGCCGCGACUACCACAAGUAUACCCGUCCGGACUACUCCGUCUCCCAAUUCACCCUGUUUGACAACUGGACUACUACUCACCCCGUUAUUAUUGGAGAGUAUGCCACGAUCCAAAACAACACUGGGAAGCUCGAAGACACAAACUGGGACAACCCCAAGAACGCAUGGUCCAACUGGAUCGGCUCUGUCGCCGAAGCCGUAUUUCUGCUGGGCGCCGAGCGCAACGCUGACAAGAUCUGGGGUACUUGCUUCGCGCCGCUGUUGCAAAACCUGAACAACUAUCAGUGGGCGCCCGACCUGAUUUCCUUCAGCGCCAACCCCGCGGACACGACCCUCUCGGUCUCGUACCCAAUCAUCAAGCUCUUCUCCAGCGCCCGCAUCACUCACACCCUACCCACCACGUCCAAGGAAAAGCCUAACUUCGGCCCACUGUACUACGCUGCCGGCCGCGGUGCCGACUCGUCCUACAUCCUCAAGGCCGCCGUGUACAACAGCACCAACUCCGAAGACGUCCCCGUGAAUGUCCACUUUGAUGGGCUCAAGCAUGGGGCCAAGGCUACACUCACCGUGCUGACGGCCCCAGACGGCGGGUGGGCCAAGAACACGCCGGGUCAUGGGGAUGCGGUCAAGGAAACCGUCAAGCAUCUGACUGUUGGGAAGGGGGGACACGUGGAGUUCAGUCUGCCGGACUUGUCGGUCGCUGUUUUGAUCGCGGGGAAUAAAUGA
This is a messenger RNA of Dichotomopilus funicola, 1917 nucleotides long. RefSeq names its product glycoside hydrolase. Gene Ontology annotation, biological process: L-arabinose metabolic process. The transcript is spliced from 7 exons. Gene Ontology annotation, molecular function: alpha-L-arabinofuranosidase activity. Lineage: Eukaryota; Fungi; Ascomycota; Sordariomycetes; Sordariales; Chaetomiaceae. The record is from RefSeq and is a predicted model, not a curated record. Bases 1 to 1917 code for a protein of 638 amino acids.